Molecule: messenger RNA, 986 nt
Organism: Myripristis murdjan (pinecone soldierfish)
Lineage: Eukaryota; Metazoa; Chordata; Actinopteri; Holocentriformes; Holocentridae
Product: overexpressed in colon carcinoma 1 protein-like
Exons: 6
Coding region: 134-379 (81 amino acids)
Source: RefSeq, a predicted model, not a curated record
CUUUCUAUCUUCUCCCUCCAGCUCUACCCCACCCUCCUCUCUUUUUUCUUCAUACUUUGUCUCUGUGGUCUCCUUGUUUCUUUCUACCUUUCUUUUCCUGUCCCUUUUCCUAGUUCAUAGAGUCAGAUGAGAGAUGGGAUGUGGGAAUUCCUCUGCUACCAACACCAGCAGCACUGGAGGUCCCAGUGAUGCAUCCAAAGAAGUAGCAGAAGAGUGUGUGCCAGAAGACGAUAAAAGAAAGAACUAUGGAGGUGUGUAUGUGGGUCUGCCUACAGACCUGAGCAACAUUCCUCAAGUCCAGAUAGGAUCGCUCAGAGAGAACGAGCGAGGGGCGUUGUCCCUCAGGAGGCCACUGUGGGGGGACGGAUUCCAGUCUUAAUGAACCACCAGUGAGUGUGCUGUGGAGGAGUUGGAGAGUGACAGGAUGAAACGGACAUGAGGAACACCUCCAGGCCCCCUUCAGGCUCUCGGUGCUGUCAUCAGGAGCCCCAAGACCACAGCAGCACCCGAGGGAGCCAGUCUUCAGCCUCGGCUAUUAAGGGCUUCAUCAGACUGCGGGGCCUGCUGGGUGAUCGAUCCUGCCUCAGUGAUCUGGGUGGAGGCUGAUGUGCUUUGGAUGUCAAACUGGACUGCAAAGGGCACAGAUUUGUAAAGAAGUGACAGUGGCAUUCAUUAAGAUACCUCCCUGGAUGGUUUUAAUAGUUCAGUAUCACCAGUCAUUACUUCUGAAAAGUAAUGACUGAAAAUUCUUAAAGGGAUAGUUCACCCAUUUUAAGAAUGUUCGCUGGGGGGACGUCCACCUCAAUGGCAGGAGGCUAACAGUUAGCAUUUGGAGCAUCCAGCCAGUAUCCAGCACUCAGUAACAAUGAGAGGAAGAUAGCACCACUACUGUGCUACAGAACAGCUGGGGGGAAGUGAAGUAAUAUCACAUUUUUCAAAAUGGGUGAACUAUCCCUUUCAGGCUGAACUUGUGACAUUGUAUCUGA